Molecule: messenger RNA, 657 nt
Organism: Brassica napus (rape)
Lineage: Eukaryota; Viridiplantae; Streptophyta; Magnoliopsida; Brassicales; Brassicaceae
Product: RING-H2 finger protein ATL79-like
Exons: 1
Coding region: 1-657 (218 amino acids)
Source: RefSeq, a predicted model, not a curated record
AUGAAACACAGAUUAUCCCACGAAAUAGAUAACUACCCUGAACCAGACGAUGUGGGCAUAAUCAGAGUAACGGCAAGGAUCUUUGGCCAAGAUGAUAACUCGACGUUCACGGCUCUGUCGCUUGCAAGAGACUUCAUAGAGAACGACGAGUGUACAACAAAAGAAGACUUGAACUACUUCUUGCUGGAAGCCGGAAUCAACGAAGAUUUUAUCGAUAAUGCGAUACUGGAGCUAAUUGUUUAUGUUGAUGAGGUAACUUGCCCUGCAAGUAUCGAGUACUCUCCUGGAUGUGCUUUGAAAGUUCGGUUGGAUCUUAUUCCUGAUUAUCUCGAUGAUGAUGAUGAUGACUCUGAGGUUCAAGAAGCUGCUCAAGCCUCGUUUGAUGAAACUAUCAGUAUCCGGUUUCGACCAGCUAGCAAGCUCGUUGUCAAGUCGCUAACCAGGAAAAUAUACAACAAGAAGAUUAAAAAGGAAAAGAAGAAGAUGAUUAGCUUGGAAGAGUGCAGGAUUUGUUUGCAAAAGUUUAGCAAUGGAGGAAUGGUUGUGACUUUAUCAUGUGGACAUGAGUUUGACGAAGAGUGUAUCGUAAAGUGGUUUGAGACCAGUCAUGUUUGUCCUUUGUGUCGUCUCGAGUUGCCAUGUCAAGAUGAACUAUAG